GUGGAAUGGCGUUCGCUAUAGCAGGAAAUUAUGUAGCUGAUUUGAUAGAAAAAGAAUACCCUGAUACGACCGGCGUAUUCGUUAAAAAGAGGUAUAAUAAAACCUCAACCGCACCUACCAAUUCUGAAUCUCAAGAUACAUAA
Acaulospora morrowiae is the source of this 143-nucleotide messenger RNA. The record is from the annotation of a GenBank genome assembly. NCBI's taxonomy places the organism in Eukaryota, Fungi, Glomeromycota, Glomeromycetes, Diversisporales, Acaulosporaceae.